GGAGGCGGAGGCGGAGGCGGAGGCAGAGGCGGGGCUGGGGGAGGCAGAGUCGGAGGCAGCCUCAGCUUAGGAUGCGGUGAGAGAAAAGUUCUCAGAGCCUGAGCUGGAGCCAGAGCGAGGAGCGCAGGCAGAAGAAGAGGGAGAGGAGGAGGUGGAGAGAGCAGGCAAAGCCGCCGGCCGCGGGCAUCAGCGAGCAGCGGGCAGUGGCAGUGGCAGCAGCGGACAGCGACAGAGAAGGUGGUAAGGGCGCUCGGGCAGCUCCUGGCGUCUAGUUCCAGAGACAGACUGCGCUCAGUGCGUCCUGCUCCGGGCGUCCGGCGGGCCAUGGCGCGGGGCCCCGCAGACUACUGAGAGUGGCUGUCUGGAGCCCCCCGCAGGGGCGCGCAGCAGCGAUGCAGCGCCCGGACGGGGCUGCGGGCUGGGGCAGCGCCCGUAGGAGAGAAGCUGCGGCAGCAGCGAGAAGCUUGUGAGCCCUAGAUAACCGGAACCCCCACGGGAUCGAAACCGGAGCCGAAGCCGGAGCCGAGGGCCACAGCCUGCGUCUUCACCAUGGGCACCGAGGGGGCGGCCCCUGGUCCUGGCGGCCAGCUGUGCGGGGCGCUCAGCCUGGUACUCGGAGCGCUGCUUUACAAAGUGAUAGAGGGCCGAGGGGUCACGGACAACGGACCAAGAUUUUCCUCAUUACCGACAUAUCUACCGGUGAACUAUCAUAUCCUCAGUGCUGAGACUUCAUUUUUCCUCAAAGAAACGCACCAGGAUUUCAUGAGGAACUCCAGUUUGCAGUCCAGAGUGGAGUCAUUCUUUACAUACAAAGCCAAGAAGCCUCCUGUGUUGAAUGCUAGCUAUGGGCCUUUUUCUGUAGAAAAAGUUGUGCCCCAAGAACUAAUGAUGACUUCAAAUUUUUUAGGAUCUAAUGACAAGUUUACCUUUAACUGGAAACUCAAAACAUACAUCAUGAGUGAGAAGAUCUACUUGAAUCGACCCAAAGUGCAAAUCCUCUUCUACAUCGUGGGUCGAGACUGGGAUGACUAUAGCACUGGAGAGAGACUCCCUUGUCUUCGAGUAUUUGCCUUCAAGGAAACCAGAGAGGUGAGAGGCAGCUGCCGCCUGGAGGGUGACCUUGGAUUGUGUGUUGCAGAGUUGGAGCUCUUGUCCAGUUGGUUCAACCCUCCCACAGUGGCUGCUGGGAGGAAAAAGUCCGCCAGUCAGUUGGAAGGGAGCCCUGUGGAACUCUACUACACCAUUCAACCAGGAGAUGAGAAAGGAGAGUGUACAACUGGGGAUGUCAGGAAAGGCAAUGCCAUCCGGCCAGGGAAGGAUGGACUCGAUGAAACCAUGUCUCACCUGCAAAGGAUUGGUACUGUUGGCCUUUAUCAGUUCCAGGAGAAUUUUCAGCUUAGUGAGUUACGGUUGGACAGCAAUGUUGUCAUCUGGCUGCCAUCGAAGCCAGUCAAACAAGGAGAGGUGGUCAACGCCUAUGUGACAGUUGCCAAUAAUUCCACCAUUGACCUCUUCAUCUUGAGGGCCAAGGUGAAGAAAGGUGUGAACAUUCUUAGCAUCAAGACCAGUGAGCCUCUGCAAUGGGAUGUCAAGCAAGAAAUGGGGAAUGGUGGGAAGCAUUCCACCACCACGGUAAUAUGCCAACGAAUAGUGUCCAGUUCAAGGAACAGGAGCAGUAGUUUAUUCAGUGAGGUGGUACAGAUGAACUUUGAAAUAGCAAGUUUCAGCAGCCUCUCGGGGACCCAACCCAUCACUUGGCAAGUAGAGUAUCCCCGCAAGGGAACCACAGACAUCGCCAUCUCCGAAAUUUUCAUCAGCCAGAAGGACCUUGUAGGCAUCGUUCCCUUGGCCAUGGAUACAGAAAUUCUGAAUACGGCCAUCCUCACUGGGAAGACAGUAGCAGUGCCCAUCCGAGUGGUCUCCAUAGAAGAGAACAGCGCCGUGACGGAUAUUUCAGAGUCAGUGGAGUGUAAGUCCUCUGAUGAAGAUGUCAUCAAGGUGUCAGACCGAUGUGACUACGUUUUCGUCAAUGGCAAAGAGAUCAAAGGGAAGGUGGAUGCCCUUGUGAAUUUCACCUAUCAGUAUCUGAGUGCCCCUCUGCACAUCACUGUGUGGGUGCCCCGUCUGCCUCUGCAAAUCGAUAUCUCAGACACAGAACUGAGCCAAGUCAAGGCCUGGAGAGUGCCCAUCGUUUCCAAUAAGAGACCCACAAGAGACAGUGAUGAUGAAGAUGAUGAAGAGAGAAGAGGUAGAGGCUGUGCCCUCCAAUAUCAACAUGCAAUGGUUCGGGUCCUCACCCAGUUUGUGUCUGAGGACUCAAAUCCCUGGGGCCAACUGAAAUAUUUACUGAGUCCCGACUGGCAAUUUGACAUCACUGACCUGGUAACUGACUUCAUGAAAUUAGAAGAACCCCACAUUGCCAAACUGCAGGAAGGGCGAAUUUUGAUUGGGAGAGAAGUUGGCAUGACAACAAUACAGGUUCUGUCACCCCUCUCCGAUUCCAUCCUGGCUGAGAAGACCGUGACAGUCUUGGAUGACAAGGUGGCCGUGACGGACCUCGGUGUCCAGCUGGUGGCAGGGCUGUCGGUCUUCCUCCAGCCCAGCUCUGAAAUUAACAAGGCAAUCACCGCUACAGCCAUGGCCGAGGAGCUGCUGCAUACCCCCAAGCAGGAAGCUGUGGUCAGCAUGUGGAUCCAGUUCAAUGAUGGCUCGGUGACACCACUGGAUAUUUAUGACCCCAAGGAUUUCUCUCUCUCAGCCACAUCACUGGAUGAGACCAUCGUGUCCGUGCACCAGGGCCAUGAGUUGAGAUGGCCCCUCAUAGUGGCUGAAGGGGAAGGACAAGGGCAGAUUGUCAAAGUCGACAUGAUGAUCUCAGAGGCCUGUCAGAAGUCUAAGCGGAAGAGUGUGUUGGCCAUGGGCGUUGGCAAUAUCAAAGUCAAAUUCGGGCAGAACGAUGCCAUCUCUAACCUUGGAGGAGAUUACGAUGGGGAUGAGAUAGAGAACCAUGCCAGUGACCGUCGACAGAAGGGGCCAGACCAGGAGCGGUAUGGCCAAGACGGACGAUACUUUGGAGGUUCUUCCAUUGAUAGAGAGGAGGGCGUUCUCCGUAAAGUCACCACCACAGUCAAAUCAAUGAUCAACAAUAAAGUGGUGAAAAAUAGUAAGUUGGAUGGCGGCAGACUAUCUGGUGAUGGACAACUCCAGAACAUCCCCAUUGACUUCACCAAUUUCCCUGCCCAAGUUGACCUCCCAAAGAGCAGUGGCGGGCUGGAUGAGAAUGACCUGGUACAAACUGCCAGGGGUUUAAGUGACCUCGAGAUCGGGAUGUAUGCACUCUUGGGGGUCUUCUGUUUGGCCAUCCUUGUCUUCCUCAUCAAUUGUGCCACAUUUGCCCUGAAAUACCGUCAUAAGCAAGUGCCAGUAGAAGGCCAGGCCACCAUGACGCACUCUCAUGACUGGGUCUGGCUGGGCAAUGAGGCUGAACUAUUGGAGAAUUCUGGGGAUGCUUCUCCCCAGCAAGAUGAGCACACCACAAUUAUAGACCGGGGACUCAGCUAUGAAGAAAGCAACCACCUCCUCCUGAAUGGUAACACCCAGAAGAGUGUUCAGAGUCAGAUUCACAGAUCGGCUGACUUAGGGGGGAAGCAAGAGAAAGAACAAAAACCUGACCCUCUGCACUCCCCCACUUCCAAAAGGAAGCGGGUAAAAUUCACCACCUUCACAACAAUACCUCCAGAUGAUAGCUGCCCCACCGUCAAUUCCAUUCUCAGUAGCAACGAUGAUGACAUCAAAUGGGUGUGCCAGGACAUGGAUCUGGGUGACUCUAAAGAACUAAGAAACUAUUUGGAGAAAUUCAAAGACAAAGUGUAGGGUCCUCUGGCUGAAGGGCCCACCACACCUUGAUGCCUUCAGUUCUAUAUUAUAUAUUGGUACCGACAAUGAAGCUAGAGUGGGGUAGGGGUUGAGGAGGGGGUGGGAGAAGUGGGGAGGGGGGAGGAAGGGGAAUCCACCACAAACAAUAUUGCAGAUUCUGUAGCUUGGGAAAGGCAGUUUGCUAUAUGUUUUUUCAGCAGACGGUGAUUGCGAUUUUGGGGCAAUCUGAAGACUAAACAAUUGAGAAAGCAAUGGACUAGUCAAGGUGAUGAACUGGGCAAGGUGAGGGCAUAUGAAGAUUAUUUUAUGAGUAAAAAAAAAAUACAGACAAGUUACCAAAAAUCAUUUGUUAAAAAAAGCAAAAAGACAAAUAAAAAGACAUAAACAAUAAUCUGUUUAUAUUUCUAAUAAAGCAGCAAAAUAUAAAAAUAGGGUCUGCUAAGAGACAUUGUACAUUUUAACUCUGCUUUUCUUCUUCUGAAGACAGCCUGCGGUACUGAGAAUGGAGGUCCGAAGAAGGCUUCCAUCUAUUUUAGUUGUCUCUUCUGAUGGAAUUGAGAACGCUUUCUGAAUCUCUCCUCGGAAUUGGAUUUUCCCCUCUUUUUUCCUUUCUUCCUUUAUCGCCUUCCUUCCUUCACUUCUUUUUUUUCCCCUUUUGAUUCGUCUUCAGUGCUCAUUUCUAAGAAUUGAGGUGGAUUUGUUUUGCAAAAUGAACUGUAAAUUACAUUCCUCCUUGAUGGAUGAGCUCCUCUAUGUAGUCUAAACUAAGCCCUCCUGUGGAAUCUGAUUACAUCAUUUCUGGGUAGUAACAGCCUUGUUGAUAGGUGUUUGUAUCCUCCAAUCAGAGCUCCUGUGUUCCUCCAGGGGCAGGAGAUGUCAUUGACCACCAGCUGAUAGAGAUGGUCACUGUGCAUGCUCCCUCAAGCAGGAUGGCGGGGAAUAGCCAUAACCAGUAAGACUAGCCCAACCCUCUAAGUGGUCACAGGGCUGCCAGUGGGGGAGUUUUACAAUUUUCCCCAACCAUAUAUGGACUAUGGGAAGGGGUGAGGGAGAGACUUCAGUUGUCAUCACUGGCAAUGAAAUGAAUUGGAAUGCCCAGGAAUUAGAGUAGACGUUCCAAAUCUUCCUCUAUACCCCAGGAGAAGGGGGCAGGUGCUAGAGAUACUAGGUAAAAGCUAUCAACGGAAUAAGGAAAAAACUGGGAUAUUUAAAUUGUUUUCUUUGGUUUUUCUUCUUUUUUCUUUUCUUUUCUUUUCUUUUUUUGGUACCAGCACAAACUGAAAAAAAAAAAAUCUAUGUUAGAUUGUUGAUCAACUGUGUUUUUUAACAGCACAUUGUAUCUAGCAGCACAUUGCAAAGAUGCCUUCAUCCAAAGUACAGUAUUGCUGGUGUUUCUAGAAGACUGACCAGUAGUGAACAAACCCUUUUCUAAUUCCAAAACACCUACGUCCUCCUGGGCAGCCCGUUCUGGGAGAAGAGGGGGCUUGUCUUGCUGGUGAACAGGGAGUCGGUCUUCAGCAUAUGAACAUUCCCCCAAGACAACUAUUGGCACUGGUACUUUUUAAUUGCUAAAAAUCAGUAGCGUCGAUGAGAACGGGCCUUGGUCCCCCAGUCAGGUCCUUUAACAAGAUCCUCCUAGAAUGCAUUGUAGACUGGAAGAAUGUCAUAUUUAUUUAUACAUGUGAUACAAACUGUAAUUAAAAUGCUUUCCAUGGCUUGACAAGGUAA
Monodelphis domestica (gray short-tailed opossum) is the source of this 5604-nucleotide messenger RNA. It is a transcript of the gene TMEM132C, whose product is annotated as transmembrane protein 132C. The record is from RefSeq and is a predicted model, not a curated record. NCBI's taxonomy places the organism in Eukaryota, Metazoa, Chordata, Mammalia, Didelphimorphia, Didelphidae.